CUUCAGUGUGUGUCUGCUGCUGGAGUGAGCAGCAGACAGCGACUGAGCGACGCGAGAGAUACCAGCCUUUCGCAACUAAGUACUAACAAUUUCAACGUAACGCCUAGUUUACAACACGCGCUCCGCACAUUCCUCAACUAUAUCCACUAUAAACGGACUCCAACAAAGACACCACAGGGCGGGCGUUCGCAUCCCCUCUAGCAUUUUUAUACCGACUAGGAAGACACUCCUAACAAGCCAGCAGGCAUAACCACCAAUGAAGUUAACUCUUCUGGUGUUAGGGGUGGGGCCGGGGAGCUGACCUGUGCAAGUCCGGGUCAUUCCUGGCCGCACCCUCUCACUGAUCGCUACACACACGGAUACAAAUCACAGGACUGCAUAUAAUGUGAAUAUUCGUGUGUGGUCGAGGGCUCUCAGAAGAUGCUAAUGGUGGCCAACGGCAGCGGUUCUCUUCACCAGUCUGCCAUGUCGUCAUCACAGAGCUACAUAACCAACACCAUGUGUAAAGUCCAGACCUACAAGUCUGCCAGCGUGGUGCUGGAAGAGUCUACGACGAGACCCGGUCCCGUACCAGCGAGCGAGGCGCCGGGUCCCGCCCCCACCACCGCCGACUACACACUGACGGGACGCUGGGUGCGCAGGCUUGGGUACGCUGAGAGGUUCAUGACGCAUGCGCACGACUACGGCUGCAUGACCACCGUCUACUCCCUGUGGCUCGAGUCCCGCAUGCCGCUGGAUUUUGAGCUCAUCAAGCAGGCCUCUGUCUUGAUGUUCAGAAAAAUGCCUAACCUGCGGUUACACUUGGACUACCUGGAUGGCGACUUGUGGUGGCGCGAGAUGACGAGGGAGGUGGUGGACGUGGAGGAGCUCUCCACACACGACGUGGAAGCUACCGUGCAGAACCUGGUGCGGCGCCGUUACAGAGUCCAUGAUGGACCUCUCUGGUUUACUCGAUUUGUUACUCUCGACCCCAGUGAGGAGUGUGUGAGAGAUAGCAAUCACAAUUUAAAAUACAAGUAUGUGUGCAUUUUUGGCUUCCAUCACAAUAUUAGUGACGGAAGCACGAAUAUGAAGUUCUGCCAGGUGUUCCUCAAAGUGCUCAAUGCCCUGGUGGAGGGGAAACAUGUUAACCUGUGCCAAGAAGGAACAUUUUCAGUGCCUGUUCACGAUGAGCUCGGCAAAAAGAUUUCAUCAAUCUGGUUUGUGGCUGGAAUCUUUUUACAGCGUUUCUACACCGUCGUCCUCACGUGGGGACUUCCAUUGUGGAACUUUACACAUUAUUAUAGAAUGCCAAUAAAGAGAGAAGCUGCGACGCAUGUACUGCAGAAUGAACUGGAUGAAAUCACCACUUCUAAACUACUAAGUCGAUGUAAGAUGGAAGGGGUGACGUUAAACUCUGCGUUUACAGCAGCGGCCAACAUUGCUCUUUAUAAGAUGAUUUUAGCCAAGAACAGUAGUAUAGAGGAAGAAAAUAUUUGCUCACAACAAGCUAUAAAUAUGAGGAGAUACUGGCCAAAGUCAUUACGAGAAAACGCCUUCGGAUGUCAUAUAUCUCUGUUGGAUUUGAAAUUUCCUACAAGGCGAAGUGAUUUAACAGCUUUCUGGGAGUAUACUCGUGGCAUCCACAGCGUUUUGCACCAUCACCUAACAGUGUCCCUGCGGCCUCUCAAGCUGCAGCCUAUGAGCGAGAACCUGAGCAUCAUCAUCCGCUACAAUGCAGUCUUAGCUAAGUUAGGCUUGCCCACGGCGAAUGAUAACCAUUACACUGUGACCAAUAUGGGUAACCUAAGCAGCACCUUCCCUGGGACCGGAGCAGAGGUGGAGGUAUCCAAGGUGCUGCGCUCUGUCUCCUGCCACUUUAUGCCCACACUCUGCCAACACACACUCCAAACCUUCCGUGGACGCCUCUGCUACUCUCUCGACUAUUACACACAGAAAAUGACGAGAGAAAUUGCUUCCCAAUACGCUGAGGAGAUCCUCAGCGUCCUCACCUCGUCAAUCCACACGCCCAACUGACCCUAACCAACUCCGCCCUACAACCCAAAGCAGCACAUAAACACCUGCCAAAGAAGCUUCAAUACCAAGCCGUCCAUAAACUUGCAUCACUAAGACAUUCUCUCAUUAACUCCCAAUUACAUCAACACGCUGCUCACCCACACGACACAGAUAGGGCUCCUAUAUACCUCCUGCCAUGUAUGGCAGAUAAUGUACAAAUCCCAUAUAUGCAUUUUGGACAUAGACCAGUAUUAAGUACGAGUCAAAAUGCUUAAACACUGACUCCUGCUACAUUAUUUUAAGGCCACUAAUGAAUAUCAGUUAAGAUUGUUUUAAAUAAGCUUAGAAUAAAUGUUAAUCAUGAG
Procambarus clarkii (red swamp crayfish) is the source of this 2360-nucleotide messenger RNA. RefSeq lists its product as uncharacterized. Lineage: Eukaryota; Metazoa; Arthropoda; Malacostraca; Decapoda; Cambaridae. The record is from RefSeq and is a predicted model, not a curated record.